Messenger RNA from Parus major (Great Tit), 2793 nucleotides. It is a transcript of the gene RITA1, whose product is annotated as RBPJ interacting and tubulin associated 1. Gene Ontology annotation, biological process: Notch signaling pathway; negative regulation of Notch signaling pathway; nuclear export. The coding region runs from base 1 to 756 and encodes 251 amino acids. Lineage: Eukaryota; Metazoa; Chordata; Aves; Passeriformes; Paridae. The transcript is spliced from 3 exons. Gene Ontology annotation, cellular component: cytoplasm; nucleus. The record is from RefSeq and is a predicted model, not a curated record. Gene Ontology annotation, molecular function: tubulin binding.
AUGCGGGCGGCGGCUCCGGCCCCGGCUGGUGGCUCCGCUGCCGCCGCCGCCCGCCCUCCGCGGGGUCCCCGGGGCCGCCGCCGGGUGCGGCCGUCCUUCGUGGACGAGUCGCUGUUCGGCCGCCCCGCGGGGGCCCGCCCGCCGCCGCCCGCCUUCCCGCCGCCCUGGGCGGCUCCGGCGGCUCCCUCAGCCGGCGGCUCCCGGCCCGGGAGUCAGUGCAGGUCCCGAAGCCACGCUCCGUCCUUCUGUGAUGAGUCCCUGUUUGGUGCCAAGCCUCAGGGUGCUGCCUGGGCAGCUCCGCGCAUGAGGAAAGAAGAUGUAGCCAAGCUGCAUUCGCUGCUCUGGAGCCCCCCGCCUGCCCCCCGAAACCAGCCUGGCCUUUCCCCGCACUGCAGGGGGACUCCCCUGCGAGCCGUCCACCCGCCGGCCUCCGCGCCUCCGACCCCCUCUGAGCCCGGCCACCAGGAGAAGUUGUGUGGCUGGAGGCAUUCCAGGAGCGAUGCUUGCUCCACAGGCUGGGCUGCUCCUGGCAGAGGACGUUCCCAGUCUGUCAGCCGGCUGAGCACAGCCCCGGACGGGAUUCGCCUGUCUUCCAACCUCGGCACAGAAAGGUGGAAGAACCAGAGCGCUCCAACGACCCCGGCUGCCCCCCAGGGCCCUCUGGUGAGGGGUCGGUCCAACAGCGUGUCCGGAUCUCCUGUGCUCAAGAGUGCCAAGGCAGCAGGUGGCUGCAAAGCCAGACCCCCCUGGAAGUGAUGCCAAGCGUCUCUCUGGAUGCACAUUCAGCCUUAGUCUACAUGAGGCCUCCCUGUGAUCAAGCCCACGAGGACCCUGGGCUUUUCUGUGGCUGGAAGGGAAGGAUGGGGCUGUUCCAUGCUGGAAGACAAUCCAGGAACCAGAGGUGACCACAGUGCUGGGAGCAGUGACCUCCUUCUUCAGGGCACAACCCCAUGGCACCAGAGCAGGAUAGCCUUGGUGGGAGCAGCUGCUUCCCGUGAUGUCCAGUGGCUGUCAGAGGAGGUUCCUGCUGUCUGGGAAAUCCAGCUGGGAGGUUGGAGCAGCAGGAGACAGGAGUGCCCACAGUGCAGUCCAGGGCCUGUCCAGGCACAGGUGCUGAGAGGCUGCUCUGAGGCACCCCAAGAGGUUCCCUUCUCCAGGAAGUGACCUUCUGCCUCUGUGCACAGGAUGUGUCUUGGUGUCUCCCUGCUGUCCUUGCUUUGUGUCACCAACACCUGAUGGACUCCUCUGACAAAGCAGGACGAGGGAGGAUGAGCACAGAGGUGAGGAAAGCAUUGCCCUGCAUCCUGCUGGCAGUGGGAUGGUCCCACACUGGAUGGGGGUUGUGACAAAGAAGGAUCCACGCAGGGAUUUUGGCAGCUCGUGGUGAUGAGGAGGUGCUGAGUAGAUCCAUAAUGGUGUGGCUUGGUGCCGAGGCUUGUGAGGUGCUCACAGCAGUGCCAGGGUGUCACCAAGUCAGCGCUCUUGAGACAAAUCUGGGAUCUGUGGGAUGCUGCUGAGUGAUCUGGGCACCUCCAAAGCUCUUCCCCUUCCUUUGCUGAGGUGGGAAUGAGCAGCUCUGUCUGUAUGGAGGUGGAUAAAGGACAUGGGGUGGGUGACUUGGGGUUUGCAGUCACUGCUCCCUGGGGAGGGAGGCUGUGGUGAGGAGCUGCUGAGGUUUGCUGGCACUUUGGUAACUCCCAUGCCAAGGGAAACACUCAAAUUCACCCAAGGACACACCAAGCCAGGUUAAGAGCAUCAUUCUGCCCUCAGAAAAGAUUUUAUUUCACCUUGAGCAGCAGCAGGAUAGGGCCGUGACACACUCCAGCACGUGGAGCUGGAGGCAGCCAAGAGCCUGCACUGAGUGGAAUUUAUGUUCAUUUUUUGGCCUGAUGGGAAGCAAGAGAAACCUGAUGCUAUUAAAACCUGAGAAGGUGAGUGAGGAUCCUUUUGAUUAGCUCCAGGCUCUUGGCUCUCUCCCUAUGCUUCCCAGCAGCUCUUCUCCACCUGGGAUAAAAUUGGAGGGACAUUGAACAAUUGUGGCCUUCUGAGAGGAGGGGUUGGGAGUGCUGGUUUCAAUCCAAGCUGUGUUUGGGAUGUGGGCACAGUGACUUGCAAGCUGUGAAGGCUGCAGGUCUCACUGGGCUGGGAGAGAAUCCAGAUGUGAUUUGGACACUAGAUGGAGACAAGAGGGUUGAGGAUUGACAGAGGAGCAGGAACGCUGUUCCCCAGCAGCAGGUGGAAGAUCCAGCAAGGCAAGUCGUCAGCAAAUGGGGGAACUGCCCUGGAAUCUAGGCAGAGAGCUCAACCAGUGCAAUCUUGGAGAGCUGGAGUCCUUGAAAGAUGAAGCCUCUUAAAAAAAAGGAGAGAUUUUAUCUGAAAAUCAAGUUGGCAGUGGCCUGUGUGGCCAGGAUUGGCCAUUGCUCAGGGUCCAAGGAAUCAGUGGGGGAAACUAGAGCCCAUCUCAUCAGCCACACUUUCCUGCCCCACACUGGCCCAGGUUGUCACCAAGGGCUUCCAGGAGGUCAGAACUGACACUUCCUUGCUAUUUACACACGAGGACAAUGUUGGUUAAGUAUAAAUGAGUUAUUUGCAUUUUGUUCCAUGAUUCUCACUCACAUUGGUGCUUUACUGUUGCCCUGUCGUCUUGUUCUGCCAGAGCUGUACAGCCCAAGCAAGAGAGCAAAACGUGCUCUGUUACUGCUGGAACUAGUGCUCACGUGGAAAAAACCCCACAUUAAAUCUGAAUAAAAUGAGGUGGGGGAAAUGUCGAGUUGUUUCCUCCCUCCAGAUCCA